Sesamum indicum (sesame) is the source of this 3720-nucleotide messenger RNA. RefSeq names its product phototropin 2 (gene PHOT2). Gene Ontology annotation, cellular component: nucleus. Gene Ontology annotation, biological process: protein phosphorylation. The record is from RefSeq and is a predicted model, not a curated record. Gene Ontology annotation, molecular function: protein kinase activity; ATP binding. Lineage: Eukaryota; Viridiplantae; Streptophyta; Magnoliopsida; Lamiales; Pedaliaceae.
AUCCCAUUUAUUCUGUGAACACUAUUCUUCCACUUAUCUUUUUUUCCUGUGUCCAACUGAACACACAUGCAGUCUCCACUGCUUUCUCAUUUCCAGGGAAAGAAGAGGGUUGCUGUUUUGGUGAUGGUUGGUGGUAUAUUUUAGUGAUCCUUUCAUUGUGAUAAAGGGAAUUUGGAAAUGGAGUCAAGUAGUAAAGAGCAGAAGCGAUCAAUUGAUGUGUUUGAACCAUCUGUGACUCGUAAUGAUGGAUGGCCUGCUGGUACUAGGAGGGAUGAUGGGAAUGAUGUGCAAGUACUUUCAGUGCAAGGAGAACCAGGUGGGAAUCAGACUGGCAGUAAAUGGAUGGCAUUUGAGCUUGAGCCAGACAAAUCUCACAUCACUUCUGCUGACCAUGGUAGUACAGGCUUGGCGGGAAAUUCCAAGGGAACAGAAGAUGGUGACAACAUGAAGAAAAGGAUUGAGAUGGAGGCUAGUAUUGCUGAAAGAACUGCAGAAUGGGGACUUAUGGUUAGGACAGAUGUUGGUGAAGGUAGCUUUCAUGCCAUAGGUAUGGGGGCAAGGGAUCUAUCUGGAGAAGGAGAAAGAAGUAAGAAUUCGCUAGAAAGAUCUUCUGUUGGAUCAGCAAGAAUAUCGGAGGAGUCUAGUGUUGGAUCUGAAUUUCCAAGGGUGUCCCAGGACAUAAAGGAUGCUUUGGCAACACUGCAACAGACAUUUGUUGUUUCUGAUGCGACAAAGCCAGAUAUCCCUAUUGUGUACGCGAGCAGUGGCUUUUUCACAAUGACUGGCUAUACUUCAAAAGAGGUUAUUGGGAAGAAUUGCCGUUUCCUACAGGGCCCUGAUACAGACCAGGAUGAGGUAGCGAAAAUAAGGAAUGCAGCAAGAACAGGAACAAGCUAUUGUGGGAGGCUUCUAAACUACAAGAAGGAUGGCACCCCAUUUUGGAAUCUGCUGACAAUCACUCCAAUCAAAGAUGAUAAAGGAAGAACCAUAAAAUUUAUUGGAAUGCAGGUUGAGGUCAGCAAAUACACUGAAGGGGUGAACGAUAAAGCUCUACGGCCUAAUGGAUUACCAAAGUCAUUAAUUCGUUAUGAUGCUCGUCAAAAGGAAGUUGCUUUAGAUUCCAUCACAGAGGUUGUACAAACCCUGAAGGAUCCACGGCCCCACAAAAGGUCCCAGAGUCAUGACACUGUUGCCAUGACUGAAUAUGAGAAGUUAGAUUACAUGCUCCCUGGACCAGCUGUAAUGGAUAAUAAAGGUACCCCUAGGCGACAAAGUACUGAGCUGGGUUCAAAAAUUAACUUAUCUCAUUCAGGUUCUCAGCAAGACACAAGGAACAAGUCCAGUAAGUCGGCGCGCAUUUCAUUAGGGGGGCCCAAAAGGAGGUCUUCAAGCAAUGCAGGUAUUAUUGAAAAUCAACAAGUUAUGGAGCCAGAGAUUUUAAUGACAAAAGAAAUUCAACGGACAAACAGUUGGGAACAAGCUGAAAGAGAAAGGGAUAUACGUCAAGGCUUUGACUUGGCAACAACAUUAGAACGGAUUGAAAAGAAUUUUGUCAUAACGGAUCCUAGACUUCCUGAUAAUCCAAUUAUAUUUGCAUCAGAUAGCUUUCUUGAAUUGACGGAGUAUACACGCGAAGAAAUUUUGGGAAGGAAUUGCAGGUUUCUCCAAGGACCAGAAACUGAUCAAGCUACUGUUUCAAAGGUGCGGGACGCCAUCAGGGAACAAAGGGAAAUUACUGUUCAGUUGAUUAAUUAUACUAAGAGUGGUAAGUUGCGACUUUUGAUAUCCUCAAAGUACAAGUUAAGAGGACAUCAAUUACUUGUUAAAAAUCUUAACCUGGACUUAUCAAUUCUCUUGGAAUUAUCAGGGAAGAAAUUCUGGAAUUUAUUUCACUUGCAACCUAUGCGUGACCAGAAGGGUGAGCUCCAAUAUUUCAUUGGUGUACAACUGGAUGGAAGUGAUCAUGUUGAACCGCUGAAGAACCGCCUCUCGGAGAGAACUGAGCAACAGAGUGCUAAAUUGGUCAAAGCUACUGCAGAAAAUGUUGAUGAAGCUGUUCGGGAACUUCCUGAUGCCAACUUGAGACCGGAAGACCUGUGGGCUAUACAUUCCCAACCUGUAUUCCCCAAGCCCCACAAAAGGGAUAGCACUGCAUGGGCGGCAAUAAGAAAGAUCACUGAAACUGGUGAAAGGAUUGGAUUGAACCACUUCAAACCCAUACGUCCUUUGGGCUGUGGAGAUACUGGCAGUGUUCAUUUGGUGGAACUGAUAGGUAGCGGUCAACUGUUUGCCAUGAAGGCAAUGGAUAAAUCCAUGAUGCUGAAUCGUAACAAGGUUCAUCGAGCAUGCAUUGAAAGAGAAAUUAUCUCGCUCUUGGAUCAUCCAUUUCUUCCUACACUAUACACCUCUUUUCAGACACCUACACAUGUUUGCUUGAUAACAGAUUUUUGUCCUGGAGGAGAGUUAUUUGCAUUGCUUGACAAACAGCCGUUGAAAAUGUUUAAAGAGGACUCAGCCAGGUUUUAUGCAGCAGAGGUCGUCAUUGGCUUGGAAUAUCUUCACUGUUUAGGAAUUAUUUACCGGGAUUUGAAACCAGAAAAUAUUCUUCUUCAGAAAGAUGGGCAUGUUGUGUUAACAGACUUUGAUCUAUCAUUUAAGACAGCUUGUAAACCCCAAGUUAUAAAGCAUCCUCCACCAAAGAACAGAAGAUCUAGGAGUCAACCACCUCCAAGUUUUUUUGCAGAACCAAAUACUCAAUCAAAUUCCUUUGUUGGAACUGAAGAAUACAUUGCACCAGAAAUCAUUACUGGUGAAGGUCAUAGUAGUGCUAUAGACUGGUGGGCUCUUGGUAUACUGCUCUAUGAAAUGCUUUAUGGGCGUACACCAUUCAGGGGAAAGAAUAGGCAGAAAACCUUUGCCAAUAUCUUGCACAAAGAUCUCACCUUCCCAAGUAGCAUUCCGGUAACACUCCCAGCAAGGCAAUUGAUUCAUGCAUUGUUAAAUCGAGAUCCUGCCAGCCGUUUGGGGUCAAAUGGUGGCGCAAAUGAGAUCAAGCAGCAUCCUUUUUUUCGUGGAAUACAAUGGCCUCUCAUUCGUUGCAUGAGCCCACCACCACUAGAUGUACCUCUUGAGUUAAUUGGAAAAGAACCAGAUGCAAAGGACAUAAACUGGACAGAUGAUGGAGUUCUUGUACAUCCAAUGGAACUAUUCUAGAGGGCUACCUCUGCUCGUCUUAUCGGAGCAAUUUACUUCAUGUGUGCAGAAGGCAACGACUUCCAUAUGGUACAUGAACACAAAAAACAAUACAGACUCCCAAAUUCCGUUAUUACUUCCGUUUAAGCCCAGUUUGAGAUAGUUUUCCCCUUGGUUUGUUGUGGCUGAGGAGGUGAUGGUAGUGGUGUUGGUUGGAGGGAUAUCAUAUUUGAGCUCGUUUUCCGUAUAUAGUUAUAGCGUGGAUGGCGUCUAGUUCUGCCCUGUCUGUUAUCUCGAUGUAAUAUCAAUUAAUUUCCACUAUAUUGUUGUGCAGUAGCCUCUGACCUGCACUCUUUAUUUCUACUGAUGAAUAAAGAGUUGCUAUGAUGCAACUGGUCUCUGUUGUCCAUAACACAUGUUAUAUAUUCACAGGAAAGAUGAGAACAAUUAUAACUCAAAGGAGAAAUGGUAAUACUCUCCUUUCCAGAAUUAAUGUUCUACUUCUCUGAAAGUGGGAUUUCCGAUUGA